AUGGAGGAGAUUCUGCUCGCCAAUGGCUACCAGCUGGGCAAGACCAUUGGGGAGGGCACCUACUCCAAAGUGAAGGAGGCUUUCUCCAAAAAGCACCAGAAGAAAGUGGCUGUUAAGAUUAUCGAUAAGAGGGAAGGUCCAGAUGAGUUCAUCCAAAGGUUCCUGCCCCGGGAGCUGCAGAUCGUCAAGCGCCUGGACCACAAGAACAUCAUCCGCGUGUACGAGAUGCUGGAGUCGGCCGAGGGCAAGAUCUACCUGGUGAUGGAGCUGGCCGAGGACGGCGACAUCUUCGACCGCGUGCUGCACGAGGGGCCGCUGCCUGAGCGCCGCGCCCGGGCCCUCUUCCAGCAGCUCGUGGAGGCCAUCAGCUACUGCCACGGCUGCGGCGUGGCCCACCGCGACCUCAAGUGCGAGAACGCCCUGCUGCAGGGCCGCACGCUGAAGCUCACGGACUUCGGCUUCGCCAAGCUGCUGCCCCGGAACCGCAAGGAGCUCAGCCAGACGUUCUGCGGCAGCACCGCGUACGCGGCGCCCGAGGUGCUGCAGGGCGUCCCGCACGACAGCCGCAAGGGCGACGUGUGGAGCGCCGGCGUCAUCCUCUACGUGAUGCUGUGCGCCAGCCUGCCCUUCGACGACACCGACAUCCCCAAGAUGCUGGGCCAGCAGCAGAAGGGUGUCACGCUGCCCCGGCACCUGGGUGUCUCCGAGGAGUGCCAGGACCUCCUCAAGAGCCUCCUGGAGCCUGACAUGGUCCUGAGGCCGUCCAUCGAGGAGGUCGGCCGGCACCCGUGGCUGGCCGGCCCCUGA
Messenger RNA from Nothoprocta perdicaria, 807 nucleotides. RefSeq names its product testis specific serine kinase 3 (gene TSSK3). Gene Ontology annotation, molecular function: protein serine/threonine kinase activity; tau-protein kinase activity; ATP binding. The coding region runs from base 1 to 807 and encodes 268 amino acids. The record is from RefSeq and is a predicted model, not a curated record. NCBI's taxonomy places the organism in Eukaryota, Metazoa, Chordata, Aves, Tinamiformes, Tinamidae. Gene Ontology annotation, cellular component: cytoplasm. The transcript has 2 exons. Gene Ontology annotation, biological process: intracellular signal transduction; microtubule cytoskeleton organization; protein phosphorylation.